CUUUUGUUGUGAUCAUCUACUAGCGAAGCCAAUAAAAUUGUAAUUGUUUCUUGUAUUGUGUGAUGAUGACUUUUUCCGAAUCGUCUGUGCCUUUUCAAUUUAUUUGUCAAGACUUGAACAUCCAGUGGACUGCGAGUGGCUUGGAGAAGUGUAAAUGCGUAUACCGUGUGGAGCAGUCACCCUGUCCACAAAUUUAUUCGGAGAAGUUUCAAGCUUCACGGUGCUGCGCGUCAGCCCCGCCACCCAGGAGCAGGUGACGGGCCUCCUCAGCCUGGACGGCCGGCCCGGCGUCGACUGGUGGACGCCGCCCCGCGUCGGCGCCCCCGCCGACGUCAUGGUGUCGCCCGAGGCCCGCGACGCCGUGCUGCAGCAGAUGAACAGCCUGGGCCUGCAGUGGGAGGUGCUGCACAGCGACCUGCAGCAGCACAACGGCGUGGUGGACAGAGAGCUGGCGGCGGCCCAGCUGGCCGGCAGGGUGGCGGCGGACGCCUACAUCGACAACAAGCGGUACUUCCUCUACGAUGAGAUCGAGGACUACAUCAAGCGGGUGGCGGAGAACCACCCGAACCGCGUCAAGGUGCACGACAUCGGGCGCACCUUCGAGGGCCGGCGCAUGCUCGUGGUGCACGUCAGCAACUGCCCCUACUGCAACUACACGGCCAUCUGGGUGGACGCGGGCAUCCACGCGCGGGAGUGGAUCGCGCCCGCCACGGCCCUGUUCGCCCUGUCGCAGCUCGCCGAGAACGAGACGGCGCACGCCGACAUGCGCGAGCAGCUGGACUGGUACAUCCUGGUGGUGGCGAACCCCGACGGCUACCAGUUCACGCACACCACGGACCGCAUGUGGCGAAAAACGCGCUCCACCACCUCCAUGCCGGGAUGCUACGGCGCGGACCCCAACAGAAACUUCGAUUUUCACUGGAAUGAGGUCGGUGCCAGCAAGAAUCCGUGCAGCGAGACGUUCGCGGGCCGGAACGCGUUCUCCGAGAUCGAAGCCAAGAACAUCCGGACCUUCCUGUGGGACAACCGGCUCAAAAUCAAGCUGUACAUCAGCUAUCAUUCUUACGGCAACUUCAUCCUGUACCCGUGGGGCUACACGGCGGAGAAUCCCAAAGACUGGCAGACGCUGAAAUCGGUGGCGAUGAAAGCCAACGAAGCCAUGGUCCGCGCGGGCAGCGAGCCCUACACGAUCGGGUCGUCCACGCAGACGCUCUACGCGGCGGCGGGCGGCAGCGACGACUGGGCGAAGGGCUUCGCGGGCAUCCCGCUGUCCUACACCAUCGAGCUGCCCGGCUACAAGUUCGGCUUCCAGCUGCCCACGUCCUACAUCGACGCCGUGGCGCGCCAGAGCUUCGAGGGGCUGCGCGCCUUCGCGAGCGAGGUGAAGCGGCUGCGCGCCGUCAACGGGCCCAACCUCACGGUGGAGACGCGCGCCUUCCCCCGGAGGACGCAACAGGGCCGCGCGCAGGCCCCGCCCACCACCAGGGCCUUCGGCCGCCUCUGACGCGGAGCCGCCACCCUCGCCGAAGGCCGCUCGCCGCGCCACCGAAAGACAGGAAGGAAAACGAAGACACCCCAGACUGACCCAACGAGCCGAUUCUACUUAAAGACAGACCCUCUUCCCUUUGUCGCUGCAACGUCACCCCGUCCCCCCGCCCGCGGGCCAAAAGACUGAGCAUCACUGUGUUCGUUUCAGGCACUCGUGGCAGCCAACGGGUACGCAGUGCGCCGCGGUGCGCAGUGCCCGCCAACGAGUGCCACAAUUGAAUAGCGUGUAAUUGAAAAUAAAAGGAAAGAAAACGAGGAA
Molecule: messenger RNA, 1807 nt
Organism: Thrips palmi
Lineage: Eukaryota; Metazoa; Arthropoda; Insecta; Thysanoptera; Thripidae
Product: carboxypeptidase B-like
Exons: 10
Coding region: 155-1504 (449 amino acids)
Biological process (GO): proteolysis
Molecular function (GO): metallocarboxypeptidase activity; zinc ion binding
Source: RefSeq, a predicted model, not a curated record